AUGGGCGACGGCACAUCACCAUCACCCAGUUCAUCAGAAGACCAUGUUGAACUGACCAGCGACAGUGGGACGGGAUCUGCUUACCAUACAGUCGAUGAGCUGAAACCCUUAUCCUCAAAGGCUCCAUCUCCAUGUCCUUCUGAAGCUGGCCCUGUAUCGGCUUCUACAGCCUUACCUCUAGGUGGCUCGGCCUCCCAACAACAUAGGAUGUCUCCCCUUAAACGCACAGCUUCUGAGCUCAAUGAAAAAGAGCCCAGCCUACCCUCAAAACGCCGUAAGGGCGCCUUCAACAGCGCGUACAUGGAUCUGUUGAACAGAGACAUUGAGGACGCUGCAAAUCGUCUCGUACUUGAAAAGAAGCAACCGUACGAGCAACGAUUCAGGCAAUCCCAGGUCGGACUUGCCAUCUGGACACCCCUGGAGAAAGAGCUUCUCUUCGAAGCUGUCUCCCGGCUGGGGCGAGACGACUUACCUGGCAUCGCCUCGAGGAUUCGAACCAAGAAUCAGAUGGAGGUUCACCAGUACAUCAAGCUCCUCGACGGCACCCUUCACGAUAUGCGAGACAACUCUGGCCAUCAUAGACGGGACGACAUACCAGACAUGGCCGACUACCCAGCUGCGAAGGAGUUGAGCCAUGAAUGCUGCCUAGCCCUCGAAGAGGCCGCCGCCGACUUGUCUCUGCGUAUCGAACGCCACGAAAAGAGAACCGAAGAGAAGAAAUGGGGGGAGCACUGGCUGAUUGAUGCCGACCUUGCUCGGCGCCUCGGUGGAAAUCGAGGCCAUGACGCCGAAGACCGCCUCGAGUUCGCCCGGCUGUUCAGGUGCCCGGUUUGGUUGGAACUUGCCGAGGACGUCUUUAUGAAUUCCGCCGACCCUGAGAACAACUGGCGCUCAAUCCAGGACGGACAGGGCCCCAGCAUCCGCGCCACGGCUUUCGAAGAUUUCCACUCCCUGGCCAUCUCUCUCACCCGCAAGCUUGUCAUCUCGACCUUGUACAUCGCCCAGUCGAGGAUCAAGGCGAAGCAGACUAUCCAUCCUAACACUCGAAACGUGGUCAAGUCCAGCGAUGUCGAAGCAGCCGUUGCAUCUCUUAGGUUGAAGCCGAACACACGGCGUUUUUGGACGACUUGCGCCAGACGUCUUCAGCUCAAGGUACACGACGUCGAUACUGCUUCCGAGGAACCGGACGACGGUGAGAUACGAGAUGAUUCCGCCACGGACGAUCUCGAAGCAGGCAGGUCUUCCUCCCCCGACGAUGGGAGUCAAAGGCAAGAGGGAAGUGGAGAUGAGGAAGCAAGCGGAGAGGAUGAAGGAACCGAAAAAGAAGAAGAUGAUGAAGAUCUCCAGGUUCACGAAGAAGCCAAGGAGCUCCUCGUCUAUUCAACUCACGCGGUGCCCCAAGUCAAGCGCUCCUGGGAAGCCGUUGAAUUGCGCAUCAAAACGGAGCGCCACCACGAGGCGUACGCUGAAGCCGUCGACGCUGCUGCGAGCUUCGACGAGGAAACAGAGAUGUGGAGGGUGUUGAAGCGCCCAGCACCCAACCCUGCGACGAGACCGGCUAUUCCGAAGCGUCCGCCCAAGGCGACUACAGGACUGAGGGACAUCCUUGACUACGGGGAUCGCUGGAGGGAUAAGUUGGCCUACGCAAGUGAGUGGGAGACCCUUGGGCAACCUAGGCUCCCAAGUACGGAGACAUGA
Molecule: messenger RNA, 1698 nt
Organism: Sodiomyces alkalinus F11
Lineage: Eukaryota; Fungi; Ascomycota; Sordariomycetes; Glomerellales; Plectosphaerellaceae
Exons: 2
Coding region: 1-1698 (565 amino acids)
Biological process (GO): nucleolar large rRNA transcription by RNA polymerase I; transcription initiation at RNA polymerase I promoter
Cellular component (GO): RNA polymerase I upstream activating factor complex
Molecular function (GO): rDNA binding; RNA polymerase I general transcription initiation factor activity
Source: RefSeq, a predicted model, not a curated record